Molecule: messenger RNA, 1275 nt
Organism: Leptomonas pyrrhocoris
Lineage: Eukaryota; Euglenozoa; Kinetoplastea; Trypanosomatida; Trypanosomatidae
Exons: 1
Coding region: 103-1275 (390 amino acids)
Source: RefSeq, a predicted model, not a curated record
GCAAGUGACAGAAUACAUAACGAGUGCUUGAGUUUUGUACCUAUAAAGACGAGGCAGCUUUACGCAGCGCUGCCUCACGAUUGGGCUUUGGUUUCGUCCACCAUGACGUCCCUCGUCCUACGGCGCGAUCUUUCGCUGGAGGUGCCAAAGCUGCUCGUGGGCGCUGUGCAGCCCUAUCAAACCCUCGCGGGGCCGGCCCUCACGACGUCGUUUCUGCAUCAGCCCGAACUCCUGCCGUUCCAGUCCGCGCCCUUCUUCCACGCGGCUGUUGCGCCUUUGUACUUUCACACGCUGCUGCACACGCUGGCCGAGUUCGCCGAGACGCCACGCGCGGUGCACCAGAGCCACGUGAAGCUGCGACACGCACCCAAGCCAGACUUCUGGGACUCCGUCGGUACCUUGAACUGCUUCUACUACUCCGCUCAGGACACCGCAUGCAACACCUGCCCACAGCAAGGAAGGACGGGGGCUGAUCUCGCAGCGCAGCAUCCUGCGAUGGGCGCCGUGGAGCUGGUGCGGCCCUCUCACCGGAAAGAAAGCGAUGUGAAGCUGACCCUCUUCAACGGCGACCAUCAGCCCAUCGCGUCGAUGCUGAUGACGGGACCGAAGGAGGGUCCCCGUGCUGACGCAGACGACAACAGCACCGGCGCAUCUUCUUCUCCCAGUUCCUCUUCCUCUUUCUCCCAAUCCUCACCGCAGCGGCGGACACCGCUGCCUUACGAGGCACCCCCUACAAACCCGUCCGAUUACGCAUCUUUGCCGCACACUGCAAGCGAUCUGGGCUCGUCUGCGGUCUCGACGGUCGUGAUCGGAGGAGCGCAGGUGCACGGCGGCCUCUACGGCGCGGUCGUGUCGAUGGGUGACGGCCAAGGCUACGCGCACCGCGCCUACUACGGGAUCGACGACAUCGAGGAGGCAUCCACAGCACCGGCGAAAGAGGCGAGUGGAGAAAGAGAAGGAAGCGAAGAAACUGCUGGGUUGGGGCACACGGUCAUGCCACCGUGGGUGCUGUACGACUGCGUGCAGCGCUUCUUCUCUCGCCUGCACCGCGGCCGUUGCUUCGGGAACGAUGCAGCCAUCGCGCCUGCAGAGGGGUGGCGUCUCUCGUCGCAUCACGUCGUGCAGACGGAGGAUGCGGUGUUCGGCGUGCCGCUGGAGAUGAUCUGUCGCCGCCCCCCGCGUGUAUCCGCACUACCGCCUGCCUCCGUGGCGCUCGCAGCUGGGCCUACCGGUGAUCCGCGGCGGCGACGUGCCCUGCGUGUCGCUGCGCUGUGA